AUGCUGCUGUCUCCCCCUCCCCUCACUUCCCCCUCCCCUCCCCGCUGCCCGCCCCCUGAGCUCCUGAGGGAGUCGGAGCGCUGCCUGUUCGCUUUCUACCGGCUAGUGCGCAGUGGCGCCCCUGUGUGGCGGCUGGAGGAGGUGCGGCGGCUGGAGGUGCGGGUGUGGGACGAGGGUCUGGGUCAGCUGGAGCCCCUGUCACCAGGUCACGCUCUGGUCUACGCCCUGGUGCAUGACCGCACAGACUACUGCGCCAUGUUGUUGCGGAGCUAUGGACGCGUCGCGCUGACACCGCCGCCCUGUGCCUUCUGCACGCGCUCAGUGGGUGCCACACACCUGCGCCUCGCUGCCACCUACGACCGUCAGGAGGCGCUGCAGCUCAUCCUGGACACACUGCAGUCAUCGCUCUCCCCCGCUGAGCUGCGUUCGUACCUGGACUCUAGGUCGCCCUGUUCUCACCUGGACAGUGGCGAGACGGCAGUGGCGGUUGCCGUGGCAAUGUGUCACUCCCGCUGUCUGCUGAUGCUGUUGGCAUCUGGUGCCACAGCAACAGGGCUGGAGGCGGGGCUACAGCAGCUGGAGGCGGGACGAGGGCCAAAGCAAGAAGCUCUAAGGUGUGUGUACUUCCUGCUUUUGUUCGGACAUGCCUCCUCGCCCCGCCCCCUGGACUCGCAGCUGCAGUGCAUUCUGGGAGACCCACUGUUCCGCUGGCUGUCGGGUCAGGCUCCGCCCACACUGCUUCUGCAUGCGCUCAGAAGUAUCGCUCGCACCGCACCGGCCGCCAUCAGCACCCUGCCCCCUGGACUGCGCCCCUAG
Molecule: messenger RNA, 816 nt
Organism: Knipowitschia caucasica
Lineage: Eukaryota; Metazoa; Chordata; Actinopteri; Gobiiformes; Gobiidae
Source: the annotation of a GenBank genome assembly